ACAAGAUCUUAUAAUCCGGAGCUCUGUAUAUUCUGGCAAUUUCUAAAUCCUGUUUCAAGCUCCGAGACCGCCAUGGUUCGCCAUACUCUUGAGUACCCGAAGGACAUUCACAACACAGUGAACAGAUACAAGCAUCAAGCUGUUUACUCUCUGACAACGAUCCACACAUUCAUCAAUACAACUCCUGUUCUCCAUGCAAACACUAACUUGCACAAGGUCUCCUUCUCACCGUCGCCAGAAGAUCCCUUCCCCGUGAUUCUACCUCUUAUUGGACAGAUGGGCUCGUUUUCUCGACCAUCUGCGUCCCUUGGUGAUCCGCUAGAGUGUUACCUCCAUGGCUAUGUCUCGUCUCGCAUAAUGAACCUCAGUCGCGCGUCAGGAGGAAAGGGACUUCCCAUUUGCAUUGCAGCUUCAAAAGUCGAUGGGCUUGUCUUGACCCUUACCCCAAACUCCCACAACUACAACUACCGUAGCGCUGUGCUGUUCGGCCAUGCGACACUGGUAGAAGACCUAGAUGAGAAGCUCUGGGCUAUGGAGCUUAUCACUAACUCUGUUGUCCCAGACCGCUGGAGACAUACCAGGCUGCCGCCUAACGCAGCUGAAAUGCAAAGUACUCAGAUCUUAAGGGUCAAAAUCGACAGUGGCAGUGCAAAAGUUCGAGAAGGUGUGCCCAAUGAUGAGAAAGGAGACCUUGGCAACAAGGAAGUACUUGGAAGUGUGUGGACUGGCGUCUUACCAUUGUACGAGCAGUUUGGAGAGCCGGUCCCUGGUCCGUAUAAUGAGGUUGCUGAAAUACCCGCGCAUGUUUUAGAGUACAGGGAGAGCUUGAACAAGAGGAACUUUGAGUAUGCAGGAGCUGCUGCUAGAAAGGAUGCGCCAGUGAAGAAGAAAGAACCUGGCGAGGAGGACUAGCUCUCGAAUGGAAUACAAGCACAUUUUGAGCAUGGCCCUCAUCGCGAGGAUGUUUUCAAUUGUUGCAUUCAUUUGAUAUCCGC
Mollisia scopiformis is the source of this 995-nucleotide messenger RNA. RefSeq lists its product as uncharacterized. The coding region runs from base 73 to 912 and encodes 279 amino acids. The transcript is spliced from 5 exons. The record is from RefSeq and is a predicted model, not a curated record. NCBI's taxonomy places the organism in Eukaryota, Fungi, Ascomycota, Leotiomycetes, Helotiales, Mollisiaceae.